This is a messenger RNA of Micropterus salmoides (largemouth bass), 530 nucleotides long. RefSeq names its product myomesin-3-like. The annotation marks the transcript as partial. The record is from RefSeq and is a predicted model, not a curated record. NCBI's taxonomy places the organism in Eukaryota, Metazoa, Chordata, Actinopteri, Centrarchiformes, Centrarchidae. The transcript has 4 exons.
AGUAGGAGGUGAUACUGAGAGGACAAGUACUAAACAAGAUCUUCAAGGACAGAGACAGACAGGCAGACAAAAAAGGAAGUGAGAUAUAUCGGUUCUAUAAAGCUUUGACAUCCAGAGGACAUCACCUGUUUCUUUAAAGAAAGCGUACCAUUUGGGGAGUUACCAUGGAAACCAGGAUGGUGAUGAAGCGAGAGCAGGAGGAGCAGUCGUCCCAGAUGUCUCACAGCAUGCGACUGUCCUCCCAGAUAAAGAAGAAGACCUUCACUUCCAGCGAAGAUGAAGCCUCCUACUCUGAUUUCUAUCCCAUCAUCCCGGCUGACCUGAUGUCCGUCAAGGAGAUCCUGAACAUGGACAACUUCCCCCGCCACAGGACAUGGGACAUCCUGAAGGAAACUCUGGAUGCUGAUGAAGAGUAUCACAGAGACAAGUGGACCAUGUUUGGGAAUGAGGCUGAGAAGGUAGAGUUGGAUGUGAUCAGGAACCAGCAUCUGUUACGCACACGCGUUGACAGAAGGGCCCUUCGCAAUCAG